This is a messenger RNA of Ectocarpus sp. CCAP 1310/34, 1800 nucleotides long. The record is from the annotation of a GenBank genome assembly. NCBI's taxonomy places the organism in Eukaryota, Phaeophyceae, Ectocarpales, Ectocarpaceae.
AUGGACGUCCAUGCCGUAAAUUACAAUGCGGGCGUUUCGGCUACACCAGCUUCGGCUGCCACCUCAGCUUCGGCUGAACAUACUCCAGGUGUUUCGGCUCCUGCAGUCCCCGCUGUCUUCGACCCGUCUAACGAGUAUUGUACUCCUGACAUGGUCUUCGUUUGGCAGCCCCCAUCUCCCUUUUCACAGUGGACACAAUCGACUUUUGUGGUCGAUGGAGUGAAUUGGGGCACACCCAGCAUGAUGCCGCUGGCCCAAUUAUUGCGAAUAAUCCGAUUCCGGUCGAUUCUUCGCUGCUCUGACAUAGCUGAGACAGUCCCCAUGGACGUCCAUGCCGUAAAUUACAAUGCGGGCGUUUCGGCUACACCAGCUUCGGCUGCCACCUCAGCUUCGGCUGAACAUACUCCAGGUGUUUCGGCUCCUGCAGUCCCCGCUGUCUUCGACCCGUCUAACGAGUAUUGUACUCCUGACAUGGUCUUCGUUUGGCAGCCCCCAUCUCCCUUUUCACAGUGGACACAAUCGACUUUUGUGGUCGAUGGAGUGGUAUACUCGUGUGCUGAGCAGUUUUUCGCUGCGGAAAAAGCUCGCCUUUUCGAAGACCAUAGCGCUUUGCAGAACAUCAUGCGAGUUCCCGAUCCUGCCUUACACAAGAAGUUUGGCCGCGGUGUCCGUGGUUUCGAUCCAUCCCUUUGGGAACACGAGCGCGAAAAUAUUGUGCUCACUGGCUCUUACGCAAAAUUUAGUCAAAACUCCGAGUUGCGCGAUCAUCUUCUGGGAUCUGGCGACAAAAUCCUUGCCGAAGCCAGUCCCUACGACUGUCUUGGUAACGUCCUGUGCGAAUAUCACGAUGUCUUCUCGAGUUCCCCAACCGACUUUGGAUCCUGUUCGCUUUUUCCUUUCAAGCUUGCAGUUCCUCCUGGCAGUGCACCCGUCACGUCUCGUCCAUACCGCGUUAACCCCCCGGUGGCGAAACAAGUUGACGCGAUCCUUGAUCAAUAUCUUGCGGCUGGUCUAAUCCAACAUUCGACCUCGCCUUACUCGAGUGCUUUGGUAGUCAUACUGAAGAAAUCUGGUGGUGUUCGCAUCACUGUCAAUUAUCGCAAGCUCAAUAAGCUUUGUACUUUGAGCCAGCUUCCGAUUCCUCGAAUUGAUGAUACUUUGGAUAAGUUGUUGAAAGGGCAUACUUAUUCCCUUUUUGACAUGAAGUCUUCGUUUCACCAAAUCACGGUUCACCGUGAAACAAUCCCUUUGACGGCAUUCGUGACGUCUUGCGGGCUUUUUGAGUGGUUGAAGAUGCCUCAAGGCAGUUCUGCUGCUCCUGGGUGGUUUUGCAAGGUUGUCAACGAAGUAAUCAAAAAUCUCCACGGUGUUGCAUCGUAUUUGGAUGAUCUGAUCGUUUUUGACAACAACCCUGCGUUUCAUGUUGAUACCAUGCGCGCCCUGUUUGAACGUUUGCGCACACACAACUUGAAACUCACCCCACCGAAGGCCACCAUUGGCACUACAGAAGCGAACUUCCUCGGCCACACCAUCUCUCCCGACGGUGUUCGGCCUAACGGGGCCAAGGUUGCGGCCCUCACUAAAAUGCCCGUGCCCAAGGAUGUUAAACAACUUCGCUCUCUUCUCGGCGGCCUCAGCUACUAUCGCAAGUUUCUUCCCAAUAUGGCUACCCGCAUUCGGCCUCUGACCACUCUUCUCAAGAAGCAGGCGACGUUCGUCUUCACCCCUGCCAUGGCGCAAGCUGUUCGCGUCCUGCUGUCUGAAUUGGCCAACCCUCCUGUCUUGGUUUAUCCGGAUUGA